Molecule: messenger RNA, 1516 nt
Organism: Nicotiana tabacum (common tobacco)
Lineage: Eukaryota; Viridiplantae; Streptophyta; Magnoliopsida; Solanales; Solanaceae
Product: protein RETARDED ROOT GROWTH, mitochondrial
Source: RefSeq, a predicted model, not a curated record
UGUUGACUUGGCAAAAAGAAAGAAAAGAGAACAAAGAGAAGUCCGUCGGCCCAUCAGUAUUGGCUCUAGCACUUUGGGACUUGAUUGAAACAAUAGAACAAACACAUUGUGCUCAUCAUUUGGAGCAAAGACCCCAAAUACCCACCCAGUUCAUGGGGAGAUGGAGAGCUGCUACUAAUUUUGUAGCUCGAAUUAUUGCAGCCAAAUCUAGAUCAAUCCCUCAAAACCCACUUCACAAAAUCCACAUAUUUUCGUCAUUAGCUUCAGUACCACCCAGAAUUCAAUUCUUGAAUUUCAGGUCAUUUUCUGCAGCACCAGCUACAUAUCCACAAUAUGUGGAUGAUUUUGAGUAUAACAACAACCUCCAUAAGCUUGACGAUGAUGAGGAAAUUGGAAAAAUUCCCGUUAAAGCUUACUUCCUUUGCACCAGUAUUGAUUUGAAGCGCAUGCAAGCUGAAAAUUCAGCAGAUGUUCUUCCGUCAUCGUCCCGCUCACCGAAUCAUAUAGCCCUCAGAUUUUUCAAUCUUCUAUCACAAAAUUCUGCCCGUGGAUUUGGGGAAAAGACAAAUAGUUGCAGUUAUAUGGUUGUGUUCCAGUAUGGUUCAACUGUAUUAUUCAAUGUGGAGGACGAUGAUGUUGAGUACUACUUGCAAAUUGUGAGAAGAUAUGCAUCUGGGUUGCUUCGUGAGAUGAAAAAAGAUGAUUAUGCUGUAAAAGAGAAACCAUUGCUGGUUGAGGAUAUGCAGGGAGGUGCAGAUCACAUAGUUCUGAAAAAGUUGGACACAGAUAGUAUUCGUAUAAUUGGCAGUGUGCUUGGACAAAGCAUUGCCCUUGAUUACUUUGUCUCACAGGUUGAUGGUAUGGUUGAAGAGUUUGCUGGGAUAAAUCGGGAAAUGGAGAAAACGGGCACUUUCACAAUGGACAGAAAGAAAUUGUUUCAACUUGUUGGCAAGGCUAAUUCAAAUAUAGCUGAUGUGAUUUUGAAAGUAGGUAUCUUUGAAAGGUCUGAAAUUGCUUGGAGAGAUGCAAAAUAUGCUCAGAUACUGGAGUACCUUCGGGAGGAAUAUGAGGUCUCACAACGUUUCGGGAACCUCAACUUCAAACUAAAGUUUGUCGAGCAUAACAUUCAUUUUCUUCAGGAAGUUCUUCAAAAUAGGAAGUCAGAUCUGCUAGAAUGGUGCAUCAUCGUCUUGUUGGCCGUAGAGAAUGUAGUAUGCAUAUAUGAGAUUGUUCGGGAUUCAACUGCAAUUCCCAUGUGAACAGAACACAACCAUAUUCAAUUUCUCAGUAGCCAAUAAAUAGUAACAGUGAAACGUAGUAGGAUCGAUAUAACGAUAAUUCAUAGAAAGCAACCACAUUUCUAGGCAUUCAUAUUGCAAUUGUUUUAUAAUUUGUCCAUCUUAUACCUUUGUCUUUUGCUAUUUCUUAACUGAGAUGUAAGCAUAUACAUCCAUACGACAUCGUCAUGAAUUAGUUACGAUGAUCAUUUUUUUGUCGCAAAAUUAUGUUUAUUUAA